This is a messenger RNA of Oldenlandia corymbosa var. corymbosa, 1208 nucleotides long. The record is from the annotation of a GenBank genome assembly. NCBI's taxonomy places the organism in Eukaryota, Viridiplantae, Streptophyta, Magnoliopsida, Gentianales, Rubiaceae.
UCUGAUCCAGCAAAGCAGAAUAAUUAAAUCCCUCUCUCUCUCUCUAGGCUGCAAAGUAUUGACAGCUUAAAAAAGGGUGUUGAAGAUCUCUUUCUCUGAUUUGCUCCCUCCUCCUCUUCACAAUUUUGUUGCAAAUAAAAUUUGUAGUUGAUUUUAUAAAGAAAGGACUCAUUUCUCUCUCUCUCCCCCUCUUUUUCUUUCUCAAGUCUCUCUCUCAAAUAUUGUUUUCUGCUUGUUUGUGUUCUUCCUUCUGCUUCUGCGGCUGCAACUUUCAUCUUGAAGUGGUUUUGAUCCACAGAAGUAAUCAUAAAUAAAAGAAGAAGGAAGGAGAAGAUCGAGGUUUCGAUAUCGAGACCUAUGGGGAGUGGGUAUUAUGGUCAACCAAAUCUGGGAAAUGAAAGAUCAUCAUCAUCAUCAAGAAAAAGUGGUAGCAAAAAGGGGAACUCAGACAAGCCAAAACAGCCACAAAGAGGGCUAGGUGUUGCCCAAUUAGAGAAGAUUAGAUUGCACAGUCAAAUGGGUUGUACUAGUUUUCCUCCUCCUUCUCUUCAUCAUCAUCAUCAUCAUCAUAAUCCUUAUGCCACUCACAACCUUAGCCAGGAAGAUAUCAGAAUGCAAACACCUUAUUCAUCAUCUUCUUCCUUCUCAUAUUCAACUCCUUCUUCUUCUUCUUCUUCUUACGGUUUCCAAGCUCCGAUGGGGGGCUAUGGCGAUUAUGAAGGAAUUACACAUAUAAGAUAUGGAGAUUCCCAGCCUACUACGACAACAAGAUGGCCGCCAGGCAACACAGUCAUAGAUUACACCCAACAAUAUGCACAACCGGGCAUGACUAGACAGCUUCUGGACCUACAAGCAGAGGAAUCGUACGGAAAGAGGAAGAAAAAACAUGGAAGCGAAUCGAGUAGUCAGAAUUCUGAAUCAAGUGGCAACAACCAAGACUUAGAUUUGGAGCUUAGACUCUCACUUUGAUGAUGAUCUAGUACUUAAUUUUAAUUCCCUGUCAUAAAUUUGUGAAUGAAUCUUGUCUUCUUCUUCUUCUUUUUUUUUUCAUUUUCUUUUUUUGUGAUGCAUAUAAUAAUGCAAUACAAGAAGUUAAAUUGGAGAGAUAUAUUGGGGAUUGCCGUUUUGGUGUAAUAGUAGGUACAUUCUUAAUGACAUUGAUUCUAAAUGGAGAGUGAAAUUGCAAUUUGACAUGUCAGAUAUAUAUC